CUCUCUCUAAUUUAUUUUUCCAAUCUUUUCAAAGAUGACUUUGUAACAGUUCUUCAAUGUAAAAAAAAUGAUGGCCAACAAUGGUGCUAUAUAUGCAACAGAAAACGCAAAUGUCUUCAGCUGUUUCUCCUCCUCCUCUUCUUCUUCUCCUUGUUCAAUGGGAAUGGUUUAUGCGGAUAUGGGCUCUCUUUCUCUGAGAUCCAACUAUGGAGUAUAUUCAUCAGUUUCUUCCCAGGACAACAGCUACAUCUCUAAGCUUUCUGAACCAGAAAAUGGGAGGGCUUUCUGGGGUUUUCCUUCUACCAGAAGUUAUGAGGAUCACCACAACAGCAGUGACAUGAAGGGCUCAGAAUAUACCAGCAGUGAUCAUGAUAAGAACCCUAAUGAGGGUGGGGUGAGUGUUAGUGAGAGGGAAACAGAAAGUGGGCGAUCAAAACUGUGUGCCAGAGGGCAUUGGAGGCCUGCUGAGGAUUCCAAGCUUAAGGAACUUGUGACUCUUUAUGGCCCUCAGAACUGGAACCUUAUUGCAGAGAAGCUGGAAGGAAGGUCAGGUAAGAGCUGCAGAUUAAGAUGGUUUAACCAGCUGGACCCAAGAAUCAACAGAAGAGCUUUUACUGAGGAGGAGGAAGAAAAACUAAUGCAAGCUCAUAGAAUAUAUGGCAACAAGUGGGCCAUGAUAGCCAGGCUCUUUCCUGGAAGAACUGAUAAUGCUUUGAAGAACCAUUGGCAUGUUAUCAUGGCCAGGAAGUACAGAAAGCAAUCCAGUGCUUAUCGGAGGAAGCUAAACCAAACAGUUUACAGAAGCGUGGACGAAAAUCCAAGCGUCGAUGCAGCCUCGAGGAGUACGAAACCUCCGCCACCUUACGGUGGUCUCAGUCUCCCCAAUGGCGGCCUCAGCGGUGGUAGUUCUAUAUCGGAUUUUUCAUAUGGAACAAGCUAUUAUGGUGGUGUUGGUUAUUAUGGCUCAAAUGGUUCACAAAACUUGAUUAGUUUGGGAGAAGAAGCAAUCACAAGGAAAAAAUUGCUUUCUUAUAAUAAUAGUGGAUUUUGCUCACAACAACAACAAACUCCUUUUAAAUUCUUCUCUGGUCGGAAGAGCAAUGAGGUGAUGGGGAUGAUGAGCCAGAGAAGAUGUCGGGAUGGUUCAGGUGAGGUGGAGGAUCAUUCAUGCGAGGGUACGUACACCCACCAUCCUCCACCAUACAUGAAUAUGAUGGCAAUGCAAGAGUCAAACUUCCCCAGCCUUGUUCAUCAAAGCUACUCAUAUUCUUCAUGUCAAGUUUCCGGCGCCAAACCCUCACUAUCCGCAUCAGCUGCUGACAGAGUUGUUGGCAGCGGCGGCGGCCACCGUGAGAGGAGCAUUCCACCACCGCCAUUCAUUGAUUUUCUUGGGGUAGGAGGCAGAUGAAGUUAGAACCCAAAAAAAAUAAAUAAAUAAACUGAAAAGGGUUGGUUUAUUUUAUUUUAUUUUUUUAUUCACUUGAAUCAUCAGAAAAAAGGGGCUCAACGUGGUUGUGGUCCAAGGAACACUACGAAGCCAAUUACACCCUACCCAACUCUUAGAAUAAAACUCAAAUUUUAGAUUUAA
Molecule: messenger RNA, 1588 nt
Organism: Pyrus x bretschneideri (Chinese white pear)
Lineage: Eukaryota; Viridiplantae; Streptophyta; Magnoliopsida; Rosales; Rosaceae
Exons: 3
Coding region: 68-1408 (446 amino acids)
Biological process (GO): regulation of DNA-templated transcription
Cellular component (GO): nucleus
Molecular function (GO): DNA-binding transcription factor activity, RNA polymerase II-specific; RNA polymerase II cis-regulatory region sequence-specific DNA binding
Source: RefSeq, a predicted model, not a curated record